This is a messenger RNA of Vavraia culicis subsp. floridensis, 318 nucleotides long. RefSeq lists its product as uncharacterized. The record is from RefSeq and is a predicted model, not a curated record. The coding region runs from base 1 to 318 and encodes 105 amino acids. The transcript has a single exon. NCBI's taxonomy places the organism in Eukaryota, Fungi, Microsporidia, Pleistophoridae.
AUGAAUUAUUGCAAAAAUGAAAAGCUCUCAGUUAAGACCGCGUUUUAUAAACACAUGUUCUCUGAACUGUGCUCAACGAGGGGGCAGUUCGUAUUUUUGAGGUACCUGCUCCUCAUGCCAACAUUAAACAGCGUUCUUACGGAACAUUCUCAUUGCUUAAAGGGCGUACUUUCUGUAAAUCGGGUGGGAAGUGAUCCUCCUACGAUUGUACUCCCAGUUCAUCACUGUGAGCGAAUAUAUGGCGUAUUGCUCGAUGAAGUGACAGGAAAUAAUGUGUUGUUACCAUUACCAAAUGCUCUUACGCUGUUACAUAUUUGA